UUGAGAUCUAGACGGAACUCUGGAAGGAACUCGGCAACAUAUCAACAUCCUGAGAUUCGGAACCCGACAUUACAAAUAACAAGAUCCGAGUUCGAUUUCCCGUUUUAAGAUUGGUCACAGGAAAGGCGUGAGAAGUGUUGGACAAUUAUGCAAAGCAUAAAACAACAGGACUAUUACAGGGCCUGCACCUUUAGUGGCAUACCAAGCAUGAUGUUUACAGAUCCGACAUAUGGAAAGACAGCAUGGACACCGCAGACUAGUCCACAGGGUCAAGGUUAUGGUCCAAACAGUAUAUCGGCAAUGACCAAGCCGGUCAUGGAACCUCCACAUACGCCAUGGAGACCUCAAGUUGAACAUUUUCUCUACAGAAAAGGCAGUGGUCAAAUCCAGCUAUGGCAGUUCCUCCUCGAGUUACUCAGCGACAGUUCAAACUCGGCCUACAUCACGUGGGAGGGGACAAACGGGGAAUUCAAGCUUUCAGAUCCGGAUGAGGUGGCGCGGAGGUGGGGCGAAAGGAAAUCGAAACCAAACAUGAACUACGACAAACUAAGCCGUGCAUUACGUUAUUAUUACGAUAAGAACAUUAUGACUAAAGUCCAUGGAAAAAGAUACGCCUAUAAAUUUGACUUUGCUGGACUAGCACAGGCGAUGCAGCCAACGACUACAGAUCCAACUGCCUACAAAUACCAACAGGACUUAUUCAUGUCCAGCUAUCAUCACAAUUCCAAAUUAAAUUUCAUGAACGCGCAUGCGCCAAUUCCGUCAACAACAUCCGGGUUCUUUGCCUCUCCGUCUAGCUAUUGGUCCUCCGCUAGUGCGAAUAUGUAUCCGAGUUUAGCUAAUCACGCAAUGACGCAUCAUUCGGGACAUAUGGCGUCACAUAUUGGAUCCUACUACGCAUAGACUUUACCAUGAACUAUAUUCAGGACUUUUCAAAGCCGUCUUUUGUAUUUAAGUUGUACAUACGUGUAAAAAGGAUAUAACUUAUUGUGGAUUCAAAUAUUUCAUCUUUGGAGAUUUACGGCGGAGAAGUUCACAUGAAAUGGCUGACCAAUACGAAUUUGAUCUGAUUAAGCAGUAGACAACUAACUUCAGAAAUCUGGAAAAAAAUAUAUGGGGAAAUCAAAUUUGGGGUAAAAAGUUUCCACAAAUUUGUUAGAUUUGAAAUGAGAACAUCACUUGUGACCGCUUUCUCAAAAUGCUUAGCAGAAACGAUCAGCUUAUUUCGUCUUGAUAUCUGUCGAGUAGAAAGCAAACCUGAUAGAUGUUGCUGCGUUAAUUUCUUAUUGGUCACUGUUCACGUGUUUCAAUCUCGUUAUGUACUGACCAAUCACAUGUCGUGCAUGUGGUAACGUCGUCGAAUCGUGUCAUGAUGUGUAUAAAAAACUGUUUACAAAACUAUGACUGGGGCCACCUUGUGUGUCUUGGACUGUCUUGAUGAGUGAAUCUAGUCAAAUAUUGUGCAAUAGAAUUUAUUAUUUAUCGCAUAGAUUUUAUAAUUUUACCAGGAUAGCUAUCUUUUAUAUUUAUUUCGUUUUAUUUCGAGGCUGUCGAAUGCUUUUCGACCGUCUUAAGCCUUAAAUGCAUUUAAUUUCAUUUCACAUAGCAUUUUUGCUUCUUGAACUAGUCUAGCUCCCGGUAGAAAGUGGUAUCUGUUUAUGUUUUUUAUUGUGACCCACACACAUUUGAAAGGAGAUGAAUUAGAUAAAUCGAUACCUUUGUCUACCGUGUUCUGCUUUUAACAACCAAAAUGAUACGUUUACAAAUUCAGAAAGAACGGAAAGGGGGCGAUUCUUCUUGUAAUGAAUCAAGGAAUUUGUUAAAAGUGCAAAGAUUUGAAUUCGGCCCGUUUUUAAAGACAAAUAGUUGUUUUGAAUAUUCCACGCUCAGCUCCUGCCUGCUUACCGAGAUGGAGUUCACUGCAGUUGGGGCUAAUUGUAAAUGGAUCGUCUUGUAGUGUGCCGAAUACUUAGGUGUAAAAACGAUUCAGUUUUCUCACUCCUGUGAAAUGUACUUAAUUGAUGACACAGUGUGUUGUAUAGAAAAUACGGAUAGUGGCCAUGGUUCCAAGGGCUCUUUGAAAGGGAAAGUCCAUAUUCAUGUACACGUGUACGUUGGAUAAUUCUGAGCAUGUGCAUUAUCGUGGAAAUUCAAUUUUUUUGAGGUCACAUGGUUUUCCGGGGUCUGAUUAUGCUAAUUUUGAUGAUGAAUUUUUUGGGGACAAUAUGUACGAAUUUAAACUUUCAAAUAGCAAAGAGAUUACUUACAAAUUAGUGUUUGUCAUUUUACGUUACACGUUCUCUCACCUUGUACAUUUCUGUAUAGAAUUAAGAUUGCAACUUAUUGAGGAAGACUAUGAUAACAUUGUUUAUGUUCUGGAAGUUUCUGGCCACGUAUAUUGUAUUCAAAUGAGUAUAUUUUUCACAAAAGCGGUGCUUCGAACUAACAGUAGUAUGAACGACUGUUGAUAUUGAAAAUAAAAGAUAUUUGAAAUCUUUAAAGAUGAA
Molecule: messenger RNA, 2507 nt
Organism: Lineus longissimus
Lineage: Eukaryota; Metazoa; Nemertea; Pilidiophora; Heteronemertea; Lineidae
Product: transcriptional regulator ERG homolog
Exons: 5
Coding region: 148-903 (251 amino acids)
Biological process (GO): cell differentiation; regulation of transcription by RNA polymerase II
Cellular component (GO): nucleus
Molecular function (GO): DNA-binding transcription factor activity, RNA polymerase II-specific; sequence-specific DNA binding
Source: RefSeq, a predicted model, not a curated record